Molecule: messenger RNA, 2105 nt
Organism: Paramacrobiotus metropolitanus
Lineage: Eukaryota; Metazoa; Tardigrada; Eutardigrada; Parachela; Macrobiotidae
Exons: 5
Coding region: 158-1981 (607 amino acids)
Source: RefSeq, a predicted model, not a curated record
CAUUCCGCCAAUCGCUCUACUCUGCUGUCCACGCGUUGGAAUACCGUACCUUGACCUUUCUAUAGGCGCAAUGUAUGGGUGAAUCUGGGUAAAAUCUCAAAACCACAAUCUAAAUCGAAGCUUUUGCGCCAAUACUUGAUUUGAUGCGUUGGGAAUAAUGAAAGGACUGCACUCGGCUCUAAGCCAAGAUUUAUCGUGGUCUUAUCCAGAGAUCCUACUGGAAGCCCUCAUAGUCACCUGGUGGAGCGCUCAGAUUUCCAUCAAACUUGGAGAACGCUUUUUUCCCGCAUGGUGGUCCACUCGCACGGAUCCGCUUUUUUACCGUGUUGGUUUGGUAGAUAUCGACGGAAUCCUUGGCUAUAAAAAUAGAGGAUGCUAUUGGGAUAAAGUGACAUCCUUCUGGUCAUCGCAUAACGGAACCGACUGUCGAAACAACUCUUUGCCAUUGCUGGACCGCAUGCCCAGUGCUCAAACCCUGCAAGUUGGUUUCGCCGGAGCGUGUUGUGUGCUGACGGCGACUGCGGUGUUAUUAGUAUCCCUUCUUUGCUCGAUAAUCGUGAAUCGCGAAUGGAAAUUGCCAGACUUCACCGCGCACGUUCCUCUGCUGCAUAAAGCCCGUGGCUGGUUCCAUCAGGAUCCUGGGACAGCGCCAACUGAUAACGACGCUGAGGCGCCGGGUUCUACUAGUUUGGAAGACAACCUGGAAUCCACUAGUGCCGAAAGAAUCUCGACCACAACAAACUACUGCGCUGGCGCUUUGCGCUCGCUUCGCCAUGUCAUCGCGGGACUGUUGUUCAUCUCUCUGUUCAUACUGUGGUUGUUGGUAUCCAUGUUGCCGCUUAUUCUCGGCGUGGUGGUCGUGCGAACAGUCAUCUCUAAAUACGGCGUACAAGCGGUGUUUCCAUGUUAUGUCGUCUUCAUUGUUUUGUUCGCUAUUUACUCUAGCGGAAGGUUGUGGGGGCUGUGGAUGACGACCGGCUAUCGUGCAUGGGUCUCGGAAAAGUUGCGUGGCUGUGGCACCGAAUUGGUCACCGACAUGCCGGAGCAUACCGCGGAAAUACUCCUGCCGUUUGAUAGAACAAGUGGGGACGCGGAUGACAGCAGUGGCACUUGCGAACAAGCAGUCCUAAUGCGCAGAGGAAAUAUCCUGCGCAACCGGUUAAUAAGGAGGAAUUUUGCGCUGUAUCUGGGCUGUGCCGGCAUGUGGCUCAGCAUUCACCCUAUGUACUCUGUUGUGUUUCCCGAUGACCCACUGACCCUGGACAAUAUCGAUAAGUUUGUGGAAGAGUGGCUGACGGGCAAGCGCUCUUCCUCUUGGAAGGGACUGAACGAUAUUACGGCAAAACUCUCGUACUGGAUCGAUAUCGGUCCUCUCUGGCAGUGGAGCACCGAAAGCGACAUAUUGUUCAAUGUCACUUCAGUGUCGCCCGCAACGCGUGGUGCACUGGCCGCUUGGACCGCCGGGCUGAAUUUUCUCGGCAUUUUCCCCUUUGCCGUCUGGAUGAUCCUGAUGCACUGCUUCAUCUUUUACGUGCUUUUUUACAUGGUUUUUGAUUGCUGCUAUAAUGCGAUCAGCAAGAAAGAAGGAAUUGCUUACGAGGAGGAGCCUAAUGCUGCCAGAACCAGGUCAAGGGCGAAGAAGUGCUGGUGUCGUGCGUGGGUAAAUGUUGCAACGUCGUUCAUUGCGGCGGAGGAGUACAUGCUCAUGUUCGACAUCCUUCCCCCGAUUUUGGUGAAGUUCUGCCUGCCCGAACGAUUCCAAUUUCCCGCCCUUCUCGGUGUGAUGACCGUGGCGGUUGUUUGGCUGUACGGGGGAUUCAUUCAAGCCCUGAUACAACGAUGGCGCUUCACACGGCAGAUGCGUGCUAAUGAUACUCUGCGCAAAAGCUUGGCGGCACUGUACAAAGACGAUGUGGAAACGUCCCUUCUGGCCGAAGAUGCCGUAUUGCUCUCACGCGUUCGAGGAAUACCGGUUCCUUAAAGAAACUUUCGGAUUGUCAUAUAAUCAUCGUAGCCGUAGCUGAGAUAGUAUCAAAAUGGUGAAGUCUACAUAAUAUUUAUUCUGCGAGUGCUGCUUAAGUUAAGUGUUUUCUUGACAUACUAUG